AUCGGAAGGACGGCAAUGAUGUGGAGAGCAAGCCAAUUUAUUUCUAUGUGGAUACGAAGCGCGCCUCCUCCCGCUCUGCACUCUCCCUCCCCUCGGCCCCCUCCAAUGCCGCCACCCAUGGCGCUGCCCCUCUCCUCCGCCACCACCACCCUCCGCACGCUCCCGCCCUUCCGCCCUUGCCUGCCCGCCGCGCUGCGCCUCCCCACUUCCCGCGCCCGCGCCCGCGCGGUCUCCGCCGGUUACGCGGCGUCCUUCUACGGCGGCUCGGCGUCCGCGGCCGGCAGCACCGGCGACAAGGAGGUUGGCGACGAGGAGGGAUCCGCCGCGAGGUUUGGCGCCGGGCUGGGACUCGGCGGCGGCGGCCUCGGGAUGUCGGCCGCGGAGGCGGCGCUGGUUCUGGAGGAGCGCGAGAUGCCGCCCUGCCCGCCGGGGCUGCGCCAGUACGAGACCAUGGUCGUGCUCCGCCCCGACAUGUCCGAGGAGGAGCGCCUCGCACUCAUCCAGCGCUACGAGGAGCUGCUCGUUGCCGGCGGCGCCAUGUACGUGGAGGUCUUCAACCGGGGAGUCAUCCCACUGGCCUACAGCAUCAGGAAGAGGAACAGCCGGACCGGGCUGCCGUCCACCUACUACGACGGCAUAUACCUCCUCGUCACCUACUUCACCAAGCCUGAGUCCCUGGACGCGCUGCAGCAGAGGCUCAACGCCGACGACGAUGUCAUCCGGUCGACCAGUUUCAAGGUCCGCAAGCGAAAGGCCUUUUAGAUUCCUUGGUCGGCUUCAACGGCUUUGUAAGAAUGGUUUCAUCCGGACUGAAAAGCUUCAGGUUUUGAAAUGUUCAUAUCAUACAAGAAUUCUGCCUUCUGGCGAGUAGAUGUAUGCCUGUCUGCCAUGGUUGAGAGAAAAUGCUGUCCUUUCUUGUUUUUGUGUUCUAGAAAGGCAUGCCUUCUUUCAUUCAGGCUACUGUUCACGAAUGGACUUGUGAAGCUGUA
Phragmites australis (common reed) is the source of this 989-nucleotide messenger RNA. RefSeq names its product small ribosomal subunit protein bS6c-like. Bases 16 to 762 code for a protein of 248 amino acids. Gene Ontology annotation, cellular component: ribosome. Gene Ontology annotation, biological process: translation. Gene Ontology annotation, molecular function: small ribosomal subunit rRNA binding; structural constituent of ribosome. The transcript has 3 exons. The record is from RefSeq and is a predicted model, not a curated record. Lineage: Eukaryota; Viridiplantae; Streptophyta; Magnoliopsida; Poales; Poaceae.